AUGGCGACGAUGAAAGCUCUUACAGUCGACAGCACCGGCACUAAUGUCAUCAUACACGACUUGCCGCUCCCUGAGGUCCGCUCGACUUACAUGCUCGUCAAGACCGCGGCCGUAACCGUGAAUCCUGCCGACAAUAUCGUCCUCGAGUACGGGCUCGUCAAAUCCGGCCACAAUUUCGGCUGCGACUGGGCUGGUACCGUCGUUUCCGUUGGCCCCGACGUGGAACGGUCCUUCAAACCCGGCGACCGCGUCUGUGGCAUGUCCAAGCCCACCGACGGCGAGCGAAGCGACGUGGGAGUCUUCGCCGAAUACAUCGUCGUCAAAGCCGACCUUGCUCUGCACAUACCAGACCAUAUGUCCUUCACCGACGCUGCACCUCUAGGAAUCGUCACCGUCACCGCGGGACGCUGGCUCUUCGACAAAUUCCGCAUCCCCUACCCCACCGUCUCCGCCGACGGCACUCUAUCCCCACCCACCACCCGCCCCCGCCAGAUCCUCAUCUACGGCGGGAGCACCGCCAUGGGCACCAUGACAAUCCAAUACGCCAAACUCGCCGGCUUCUUCGUCAUCAGCACCGCCUCGCCACACAACAAGUCCCUCGUCUCCUCCUACGGCGCCGACGCCGUCCUCGACCACUACUCCCCCACCGCGCCCUCCGAAAUCCUCGCCAUCGCCGCCCACAAUUCCUCCCAAUACGGCCCGCUCACCCUCUGCCUCGACUGCAUCGGCCUCCCCUCAACCACCCAUUUCUGUUCCCAGAUCCUCACCCCAGCUUCCCCACCGCCUGACCCCUCUGCCCCCCCAGAUUUCUUCCCUUCGGAACAAGACAUCGAUCUCGACACCCACGUAGGCAAGAUCUACGGCACCCUCACGCCCCUCACGCCCCCCUUCCCUUUCCCCGACAACGACGACCCAAAAGUCCGCACCGUCCGCACGCUAGGCUACUCAUUCCUCAACGAGCCGUACGACUGGCUCGACGGACGCGUCGUGCCGGCCUCCCGCGCCGCGUUCGAGGAGGCGCGUGAUUUUGCGGUGCUGGCGGAGAGGCUGCUGAAGCUGAAGAUCGUGAGGCCGCAUCCCGUCGAGGUGCGGGCGGGGGGGUUGGAGGGGGUGAUGAGGGAGGGGUUGCUGGAGCUGAGGGCGGGGAGGGUUAGUGGGAGGAAAUUGGUGUUUUCCCCUCUGUGA
Messenger RNA from Cyphellophora europaea CBS 101466, 1185 nucleotides. RefSeq lists its product as uncharacterized. The transcript has a single exon. The coding region runs from base 1 to 1185 and encodes 394 amino acids. Lineage: Eukaryota; Fungi; Ascomycota; Eurotiomycetes; Chaetothyriales; Cyphellophoraceae. The record is from RefSeq and is a predicted model, not a curated record. Gene Ontology annotation, molecular function: oxidoreductase activity, acting on NAD(P)H.